AUAAUUGUCUGUCAUCUCCGUGGUCGUUUGCAACAUCCUAUGAUAUGUGUAUAUCUUUGUAAUUGCAUUCCUCAACUUUGGUAGAAGCGGUUAAAACGAUUUGAAUUGUUAUUGGUGACAGUGUAUUUGUAAUGUUGUUGGCUGAACUCGAAGAUGGCUUGUGGACCUGCUUCGCAACAAAUGAGAAGUUUGCAAGACCUAGUAAAAUAUCCUGCUUCACAACCAGAAGUUAAACCCAGUUCCGCAGAUGAAAAUUCUAAUGGCGCUCAGUCCUCACAUAAGAGUUGGGACAAACCUGUCAAACUUAAUGUAGCUCUUAUGCAAGGUGGGCUGUUGCUACCACAUUCUGCUAAGAAAGUGACACAACGGCAGCUCUUCGCAUCAGGAAGAAAUGUGAUGAAGGAUAUUCAAAACAAGGUAGCUGCUCGAAAGACAUUAGCAGUUCUGCCACAGCAUGCGCCAUCCUCAGUACGAAGACCAUCAGAAACUUACAAAGCAUCAUUUUUAAAACCAAAAAAUCUGGUAAAUAAAAACCGACCCAGUGUUGGCCAAGCACAAAAUCCUAGUAACAGGCGUGGUAGUAAAAUGUAUCAAAGGAAAACACAAGUGCCUGUUGCUCUUGGAUCUAUUAGAAGUGCUCAGAAGAUUUCUGCAAGCAGUGCUAAGAAAGGAGACACUAAACUACCAGUGACCAGAUUUCAAAAUCAAAGCAGUUCAGCCACAGCUCUGCCAUCCAGGCAGUCGAAGAUUAGUGGAAAGGUUACGGGGCACCUUCCUCGCCUUGCAAACUUGGAAAACUCUGUUAAUCUCCUUAAUGUUGACGAUAUAGAAGAAAAAUUAGUGAAAGAGUCAAGCCUAUUAAAGUCUCAAAUCUUAAAGCAGAUACACAAGAACACAGGAGUCAACACUUGUGAUGUAAGAAAUGAACAGAAAAUUCUUAAUGAACAAACUGAAAUAAAUGAAAAGCUAAAAAACAUGGAUGAGAAGCUAAAAAACAUGGAUGAAAAGCUGGAUAAAACUUUAAAUGAACUGGCAAAUUUGACAGAAAUUGUUAAAAAAUUGUCUUCAAAUCAGGAAACUGUCUGUAGAAAAUGUUCAUGUCACUGCCAGACCACGCAAGCAACUGCUACAAAAAGCAAUGGAAGUACAGCAAUAAAUAAUUUGGAACAGAUAGGAGUUCCGGUCAGCUCUGAUGAACAAUGUUCAGAGACAAAGAAUUGUGUUGUAGACUCUGAGACGAAACGCUAUUCACUAAGGAGGUCUUCAAGGCUAAAUAACAUAGGCGCUCAGUAUGCAUAUGAGAGUCUUAGGAAGAGUACCAAAUUACUUACAACUCCUCGACAUGGAUCAGCUAAAAAGACUAACACCCCAGGAAGAAUUUCCAGAAAAGUCAUUGCUCAGUUGAACGAUUUGUAUGGUGAUUAAGUACAUUGACAUUGACAUAUGGGUCAUUCCAUUGUCGCGGGUGUGACAUUUUGUCCUACUUUUCACGCGUAAAGUUAUAUUUAUUUGUACUUCAGUUGUCAGAGUAAGGCUAACUUUAAUUUAAUGAAUAGAAUAGCAUGUUAUUAAGUUCCUGUAAAAAUUUUAGGUUUUAAUUUUACACUCAACCUGCUAAAAAAAUUGUGAACAAGUGUUGCGGGUGUGACAAAACUUUUCCCUUCAUUUGCACAUAGAGGUGUUCUUCAGUUAUUUUGUCUUCUACUUCUGAAUCAGGAUGGUUGAUAAUUUUUUACACAGUGAAAAAAGGAGUAAUAAAAUACAAGAUAUGAUAACUUUUAUUCACAGACACUUCCAAAACACAACAUAUUUUUUUUUCCUUCAUGUUGCAGGUGCGACAUUGCGGUUGUGACACACAGAUACAUUAAUAUUAUUGAGUGUAAUUUAAAACAGAACAGCAAGAAAAUACUUUAAUUAUUAUGUUAAAAUGAUAAAAACUUAAACAAGACAGAACUAGGCCUAUUUCAAUACUACUGAAAAACAAAUUGUCCCCUGUUAUUCAACAGCUUGGGUGGAUUUACUUUCUGGGAGAUUACUGAAAUAUUUUCCCAAGAUAUGUCUUCUUCUGUGGGCCAAAUCCAGAAUUUCCCACUGGGUUGCAUAUACUUCAGCAAGACCUGCUCAGCUUGUUCAUCAACUAGAAAAACUUGUGCAAAGUAUUUCUUCUUCAAACAGGACUUUCCAGUGACAGUCAACUCUGACAGUACAAAGUCCCCUGUAGUAAGUUUCAAGGAUUCUUCACUAUCAACACUACAUAUCGAAUUGCAUGUAUUUUCAUGGUUAUGAAGUAAUGUCACUGUUGUAAUCUCUUGAGCAGAUGUAGCAGAAACCCUUAGAACUCCCUCUUUAACUGCUAUAAUGCAAUUUGCAAUGGAGUUUGUGCAAUCCUGGAAUAGGCUGUACGCCUUUCCAACGAUUAUCCAACAUGCCAUUGCUGAAUUAAUUUCUUCAGAUGAUAAGUAGAGGGUUGUAAUCCCUUUCAGUUUCUCCUUGACGCACUUGUAAAAACUAUAAGGAGUGUUAAUAGUAACCCUCCGUGAUUUUACAGUUCUGCACACUGUUCUUUCACGGCACCACCAAUGCCAUCAACUGCACUUUUACUGUGACAACUGGCAAAAAAAUUCCAGUCAACAGUAUUGCCAGAGUCAGAUUGUAAAUAUGUAACAUUUAAUAAUGUCAAGUGAUUCUUGAAUUGUGCUGUGCAACCAUCGGAGAAAAUCUUGACUCUUUGAAGAUAAGGAAAUUCUCUCUUUAAGUCCUGAAAAAGCAGCUUAAGCAUUGUGUAAACUGAAUAUUUAUUGUGGGAUAAGUCAUCGCUAACAAUGGCAUAGCUGCGUACGGUGCCAUCUUUAAUCCAGGCCACAGCUGUAAAUAUAGUUGUCUGCUGUUGGUGCCAGUGAGCACUCUGGAUCUCAUCCUGACAAACAGAAGUAUAAUUUUCAGCAUAGUCAACCUGCAAAACCAAAUCGUGAUUACUGAAAUUUGCUUUUGCAUCCUCAAAGUACUUUGAUUACUUAACAUAACGGUGCAGUUUGAAUCCCAGAAGCUGUUUUUCUAUUUCUUUAAAGGCAUUCAAAACUGUCCCAACUGUUUAUAUACGCUGAGGGCGACCUUCAGCAUCUUUCCAUUGCCUCCAUUCAAGCUCAUUGUUCAGUACUUCAUCAACAACAAGGCUCUUCGCGUUUAAGGUGUUACACUUUUCACAGGCACUGGACAUACACUUAUAAUUUUCUAUGCUUGUGCUCUGCUUGGAAAUGUAUUGGUUUAUCUUGCAAUGCUUUCAACCAAAUAUUGUAUGUUUGCAUGAUAUUGACAAUACACACAUUGUGGCAUAACUGAUACAGGGUAUACAAAAGGUGGACGAAGAAAGAAGAGUUUUGAUUUUUUUAUCUGACACUCGGGAUAUUCAAAAAUAAAUUGUUCAUAUGCUUCAGAUAUUGUCAUCAUUAUAUAGCACUUCUGUUUCUGUUCUCAUUCUCCAGUUUCAGGGUUCUGGACACUAGCCACAUCUUUUCUUCCUGGUUCUUUUCAGCUUAUGUCGUCACGAAGAUAGAAGUUCUUAUUUUUAUUUUCUGUAUCUGCACUGAGAAACUUACUCCCUUUCUUGUACAUAUCUUUUUUAAGUUUAUUUGCAACUUCAGGCAGCUCAUCGUUAUACAGCUUUGCCACUACAUCCUUUCGUUUCCUUGGGUUGCAUGCUACGCUUUUCUUCACCUUGUUUACAGCCUUCCCAAGUGAUCUUUUGGAACUAUAUUAUUUAGAGGGUGACAAUUUUCAAGAUGAAGUGGGAGUUCGAGCAGAAAUUUUAUUCUUUUCUCGAUGCCUCCUUUGUCUUUCCGUAUCUUGCAUAUGUUUGUUUCUUUCAAUCAUUCUGCAAGGAAGCUUUAUUUUUUUCUCUCCGUAACUUAUCAUUUUUGCGUUCCUUUCUAACAUUGCCUGAUACUGAAUUGGAGAUUGCUUCAGUUUUCCCUAAACUUGCAGCACCUUUCAGUGGAUGACAUGCUUGUCCCAUAAUAAAUUACAAGAAUAAUACUUUCAGCUGGUUGAUAAUGAUGACAAUCACAGCAAUAAUAUCAACAAUGACAAUAACUGUGUCUGUUGUUACAGUAAAAUUUCCUUGUCACAAAGUUGUGGUAUCAUGGUAACAGCUGUAACACUUUGACAUGGCACACCCGAAACACGUUUCUUCAGAUGAUACAAUGUUUCUAAAAAAAAAAAAAAAAUUAUAACUCAAAGUUGUUUCCCAUGGAACUAUCUUCACUUUUACAAACUUUCAACUUUCAUUACAUGAAACUAAACUGAUAAACAAAUAAAUGUCUAUUUCUGUGUUGUGGGUGUAACAGAAAUUCUGUAUUUUGCUUUUUUAAGAUUCAGAGCUUAUUUACCUGUAUCAUAAAUGUAAAACCACA
Molecule: messenger RNA, 4409 nt
Organism: Schistocerca gregaria
Lineage: Eukaryota; Metazoa; Arthropoda; Insecta; Orthoptera; Acrididae
Exons: 9
Coding region: 154-1425 (423 amino acids)
Source: RefSeq, a predicted model, not a curated record